This is a messenger RNA of Rhagoletis zephyria (snowberry fruit fly), 828 nucleotides long. Its product is annotated as UPF0687 protein C20orf27 homolog. NCBI's taxonomy places the organism in Eukaryota, Metazoa, Arthropoda, Insecta, Diptera, Tephritidae. The record is from RefSeq and is a predicted model, not a curated record.
UUGUCUAUUGAUUGGUUUACAAAAAAUUUUUGUGUGUUCACGAAUCGCACAAAAGUGUGUUACCAAGAAGUGUAAACAAUACCAACGACGAUAAAUUAUUGGAGCACUGAAAGCAAAAGGCUUUGUGCGUUUAACAUCACAUAAAAUAAAGAAUUUUAAUAUUAAUUAAGGCAGAAAAAUUGGCGGCGCAACCGGAAGCGGCAAACAAAAUGUCUCAAGUCCAAGUGGAAGAACAUGGCGAUCACCAUGUGCACUUUGACACCACCAAUCUGAAGGACGAUUUCGAAUCGGACAGCUGUGUCACCUACCAACGUUCCGGCGACACAAUUGUCAUCAGUUUGGGUUUCCUGCAAGUCAAUCACCGCUAUCUGAUCGACCUUAAACUGCCCGUGACAUUAUUCGACAAUCUCGGCACAACAUCUGGCAGUCAAUUUGAGCCCGCAGUUACCACAGUUCCUAACUUACAUUGCCGCAUUACAGAAUUUUCCGGCUUAAAGCAUGACGAGCAUGAUUUCUAUGAAAUGAAAAUCGAAUUUUUCGCCUACAAAGAGAAACUGCUACGCGAAGUGAUACACAUUGUUAACUCGAACAAUUCGCAGGAGGUGCUUAAGUUGAUGAUAGCAGCACGUGUGCUGGGCAAAGGCAAGGGUACACCGAUGCUGCGCAGUGGUAUACAUUGCAUAGGCAUUGAAAGGGAUGACGGGGACGAGUCGGAGGCGUCAGAUUUUCCCGGCUUUGGCAAGGGCACCUAAGGGGAAGCAACAGAGUGCCAAAGCAUAAAUUAAAAUAAACCAAAAAAAAAACAAAAACACAAUUAAAACUGUAUUA